Molecule: messenger RNA, 2130 nt
Organism: Tripterygium wilfordii
Lineage: Eukaryota; Viridiplantae; Streptophyta; Magnoliopsida; Celastrales; Celastraceae
Product: probable protein phosphatase 2C 52
Exons: 7
Coding region: 485-1906 (473 amino acids)
Biological process (GO): protein dephosphorylation
Molecular function (GO): protein serine/threonine phosphatase activity
Source: RefSeq, a predicted model, not a curated record
UUUUUGAGUGUUUAAUACUCUAUUGGGAUAUCACAUACCGCAAGUACAUACUCAAUGCAAGUCCUCUUGCCUCCCUUUGGUGGGUUUGGUUUGAAGUGAAAAGAUCUGUAUGUGCUAGUGCCUAGUUCUCAUUACAGUCCGUACGCUUUAUGAAGAAACUGAAGAAAAUAUAAGAAUUAAGGAGGAGAAAUUUUUUGUGUUCUUCUCUCAAUUUCUCCAUUCAAUUGUCGUUCAUAUAUCUGUUUGCGUGGAAAACAAAAGGAAUUGGAAGCCAUUAUUAUUUGAAUUGCUGAUUCGCAAAAAUCUAUUGGAUAGUAUAUGGUUAAGAGUAAAUGCCCCUAGUUUUCUAUAUUGAGGUUUAAAGUGACUUGUGGGAAUCUUUUGUUUCUGGGAGGUCCUUUGCUUGGUUGACUAUAUAUUGGUUUGAGAUCUAUUCUGCAAAACGAGCACUGUCCACCAGAUGUUUUAGUCCUGACUUGAGGAAAUGGGGGGUUGUGUCUCAACUAGUAGUAAGAGUACGUGCAGUAGCAGGAGCCAUGAAGAGACUGGUCCUCCUUCCUGCUUUGAGAUUGGAUUUUGCGGGAAAAGGAGCACAAAGAGAACAUUUGCUGAUCAUGUUGUUACACUGCAGCACCUACCCUCUAUAUCCAAUAGGAUUUUCACAAAUGGAAAGAGUCAAACAUCUUGUAUAUUCACUCAGCAAGGUCGCAAGGGCAUAAACCAAGAUGCAAUGAUUGUAUGGGAAGAUUUCAUGUCGGAAGAUAUGACGUUUUGUGGUGUUUUUGAUGGCCAUGGUCCACACGGCCAUCUGGUUGCCCGCAAAGUGAGGGAUGCUUUGCCAAUUAAAUUAUUGUCGUUCUUGCGUUCUUCACAGUCCAAAGAAAGUGGAACAGGUAGAACUUGUUUCAAAAGAAAGCCAAAGAAAUCAGAUGCUGAAGAUCUUGAGGACGGUGGCUCAGCUGAGGAUAAAUUUAAUUCAUUGUGGCAAGAAGCAUAUUUGAAGGCAUACAAGGCGAUGGACAAGGAGUUGAGAUCCCAUCCUAAUUUGGACUGCUUCUGUAGCGGGAGCACUGCUGUCACUCUUGUGAAACAGGGGUCCAAUCUUUUCAUGGGAAAUAUUGGUGAUUCUCGGGCAGUUCUGGGAUCUAAGGACAGCAACGAUUCCAUGGUGGCCACCCAGUUAACUGUUGACCUGAAACCUGAUUUGCCAAGAGAAGCUGAGAGGAUCAAACGGUGUAAAGGUAGAGUCUUUGCGUUGCAAGAUGAACCUGAAGUGCCAAGAGUUUGGUUGCCAUUUGAUGAUGCCCCUGGACUCGCAAUGGCUCGUGCAUUUGGGGAUUUUUGUUUGAAGGAAUAUGGAGUGAUCUCUAUUCCUGAAUUUUCUCACCGAGUACUAACGGAGAGAGAUCAGUUCAUUGUUCUUGCCUCAGAUGGGGUUUGGGAUGUAUUGAGCAACGAAGAGGUGGUUGCGAUAGUGUCCACUGCCCCUUCUCGAUCUUCUGCUGCAAGAACCCUGGUAGACUCGGCUGCUUGCGAGUGGAAACUCAAAUAUCCAACUUCAAAGAUGGAUGACUGUGCCGUGGUCUGUUUAUUUUUAGAUGGGAAAAUGGACUCAGAAUCUGAUUACGAUGAACAAGGGUUUUCUUCUGCAACAGUCUUGAGCAAUCAUUCCGGUAAUGUGGUUGAAUCAGAUGAUGGCCGAAAAUCCGGGCCCUGCUUGCAAAGAAAUUUUACUGUCAGAUCCUCCGAAGAUAGUGAUUCUCAUGGCAUGUUGCCAACCGGCAUGGAAGCUGAUGGUGAGACAUUGGCAGCUGGAGAUCAAAAUUGGUCCGGCUUGGAAGGUGUCACGCGAGUGAACUCACUCGUUCAACUUCCAAGAUUUUCAGAAGAAAGACCGGCUCCAUAAACUUGUGUUAUUCUGGUAGUGCUGGCGCCAGCAUCUUUGUAGUUCUUGGGAUAUUUGUGCUUCAUUGUACCUAGGGGAAGGUAAUUCCUUCUGGAUUGAUGGCAUUGCUUUCAAUGUUUGUGACAGCAGCACCCUGUUUGUUUCAUCAUGGGAUGAACUCAUCAAAAUAGUUACGUGAUUAUGGUUUCACUUCCUAUGAUGAAUGUUACAUCUUGUUUCUUCCA